Molecule: messenger RNA, 1225 nt
Organism: Alnus glutinosa
Lineage: Eukaryota; Viridiplantae; Streptophyta; Magnoliopsida; Fagales; Betulaceae
Product: transcription factor MYB93
Exons: 3
Coding region: 69-1019 (316 amino acids)
Source: RefSeq, a predicted model, not a curated record
UAGUCUUUGCUGCAGCAGAGGGAAGCUUAAAAAAGAAAGCAAAUUUAGAUACAGAGGGACAAGAGAGGAUGGGAAGGUCUCCUUGUUGCGAUGAAAAUGGCCUCAAGAAAGGACCCUGGACUGCUGAAGAAGAUGAAAAGCUUGUCCAAUACGUCCAAAAACAUGGCCAUGGAAGUUGGAGAGCCCUCCCCAAGCUUGCAGGUCUUAACAGAUGUGGCAAGAGCUGUCGGUUAAGAUGGACAAAUUACUUGAGGCCGGACAUCAAGAGAGGGAAAUUUUCUCAAGACGAGGAGCAGACAAUUUUACACCUCCAUUCUAUCCUUGGAAACAAAUGGUCAGCUAUUGCGUCGCACCUACCGGGCCGGACCGACAAUGAAAUCAAGAAUUUCUGGAACACGCAUUUGAAGAAGAAGCUGAUUCAGAUGGGUUUUGAUCCAAUGACCCACCAACCAAGAACCGACCUCUUUUGCAGCUUGCCCCAUCUUUUAGCCCUUGCUAAUUGUAACCUUGGAGACCUGAUGGAGCGUCACCCAUUUGAUGAACAUGCUGUGAGAUUACAGGCAGAAGCUGCCCAGUUGGUCAAGCUUCAAUACUUGCAGUAUCUUCUCCAAUCCGCUGCUUCGACAACGUCCAACAACAUCACAGACAGGGAGACUAUCAAUUUGUUGAAUUCAAUUCCUACUAUCAAACAAAACCCAGUUUUAAAUUCAUUACAAGCGGAGAAUCCAGCACCAUUUUCUCUUGGAAAUGUUAUCACCCAACCACUCCACCACCCAAGCUUGUUAUCUCACCCGUCAGACCCACAAGUCCCUUUCAGUUUUCAAACAUCUUUCAACAGUCAAGGAGAAAACCCACCUGAUGACUCUUCAAGGGUAUUCCCAUUCCCCAUGAUCGAGGAGACAUCGAUAAGCAACCUCGGAGAUGUUAGUAGCAGUACGUCUAGCUAUGGAGGAGGAGCUUCUUCAUGCUGGCCUGAACUAUUUUUUGACGAUCAUAUUAUGCAUGAGAUUCUUAGUUAAUUAUUUCAGUUUUUGGGAGAUUUGGAGUUGCAUCACCGUACUGUAUGUUUGCUGUUACGUACUGUUUACUCUCGCUAUAAACACUUAUUGCAUGUAUAUAGGCACAUCGAGCGACCUCAUGCGUACACGACUAUGUCUAUGCAUUUAUAUGACACACAAUACCUGUUAUCUAUAUAGUUUGUGAAUAAACAAAACAUGUUGGAUGA